Molecule: messenger RNA, 456 nt
Organism: Eucalyptus grandis
Lineage: Eukaryota; Viridiplantae; Streptophyta; Magnoliopsida; Myrtales; Myrtaceae
Product: pyruvate dehydrogenase E1 component subunit beta-2, mitochondrial-like
Exons: 2
Coding region: 1-456 (151 amino acids)
Biological process (GO): pyruvate decarboxylation to acetyl-CoA
Molecular function (GO): pyruvate dehydrogenase (acetyl-transferring) activity
Source: RefSeq, a predicted model, not a curated record
AUGGCGGCUGGUUCGGGUCGGAAUGGGCGGAGGAAGGAGGCGGUAGCUCGGACGGGCGAGGCGGCGGCGGCCAGGCGAGGCCUCAUGGUGGCUGGGACGAGCUCCGGCAGCUCCUGGAACUCACGGACAGAGAAGUAUGGACCUGAGAGGGUUGUUGAUACUGUUAUCACAGAGGCCGGCUUCUCUGGAGUUAAAGUCGGCAUUGCUUUCUAUGGUCUCAGGCCUGUGGUGGAUUUUAUGACCUUCAAUUUCAUUAUGCAGGCGAUUGAACACAUUAUAAAUUCUGCUGUAAAGAUGAACUGCAUGUCAACUGGCGAUAUAUCAGUCUCUAUAGUUUCAAGAGGAGCUGCAGCAAGAGUCGAUGCCCGACUCUCCCAAGCUCUACGAAGAUGUCGCAAUCCCAACUGGAGGAAGCUUUGCCGGAUCCAGCUUCAUGAGAUUACUCAUCACCCUUAG